AUGCUUCGCAACGGGGCUACGCGAUUUGCAAGGUCGAUCACCGCGUCCGCUGCGCGGCCAUUCGCACCAACUCCGCGAGCGGCUCCUGCGCAUCGAUGGGUAGCACAAUUUGGAUCUAUGGCAGCAAAGAGGCCACAGACAUGUCAAUUGGCACGCGUAACCACAAUCAGGUCGAGUCUUUCCCGCCGAAACCUUACAGAGCAUCAAAAGAAGGCCGAAGACCGAUACGCACAUGAGAAGCUUAUCCCUACUCCAGAAACAGUAUCCAUGACCAGCUCGAUUCAUCCCAUCCUGUCUGAACAGCAGACACCUUCUCCGGAGAAAGAUAUAGAUAUGAUGGCCGGCGUCAAAAGCGAUAUCGAAACCAUCAAGGAGACAUUCAGUCUGAAGGAAGUACCCAGGGAGGCCUACUACAUGGGCCUUGCAGGUACAAUCCCUUACCUCGGCACCUCGUUAGCGACCGUCCUUUGCGCAUACGAAAUCAACCACUCCGUUGGCGGACAGGGCACAUUCCUCUCCGAGCACACAGCCACACACCUGCUCCACCUUCUCGAGCCAAUUCAGAUUGGCUACGGAGCCAGCAUCAUCUCGUUCCUUGGAGCCAUCCACUGGGGUCUUGAGUGGGCGAAGUACGGAGGAGUACACGGCUACCCUCGUUAUGCAAUCGGUGUUUUCGCCCCCAUGGCCGGCUGGAGUGCUACAAUGAUGCCUAUCGAGUAUGCCCUAAUUACACAGUUCAUGAGCUUUGUUGGUAUUUAUUUCAUCGACACCCGCGCGGCCCUCAAGGGCUGGACUCCCCCAUGGUACCGCGAGUACCGAUUCAUCCUGACCUUCAUCGUCGGUGCCAGCAUCGUAAUCAGUCUGAUCGGACGUGGCGAGGUCUCGUCGAAGGUCGGACGGAUGCCGGGUGCUGUCGACCGCAUUCAGGCGCUCCGUGAGGGAUCGCAGGAUCAGCUUGCAGAGGAGGAAGAGGCCAGAAUCGCUGCCAAGAAGGAUGCAGCGGCCAGCGACGACAGGGAUGAGCAUUGA
Molecule: messenger RNA, 1029 nt
Organism: Didymella exigua CBS 183.55
Lineage: Eukaryota; Fungi; Ascomycota; Dothideomycetes; Pleosporales; Didymellaceae
Exons: 4
Coding region: 1-1029 (342 amino acids)
Source: RefSeq, a predicted model, not a curated record